This is a messenger RNA of Alosa sapidissima (American shad), 4081 nucleotides long. It is a transcript of the gene hectd2, whose product is annotated as HECT domain containing 2. The coding region runs from base 387 to 2654 and encodes 755 amino acids. Lineage: Eukaryota; Metazoa; Chordata; Actinopteri; Clupeiformes; Clupeidae. The record is from RefSeq and is a predicted model, not a curated record. The transcript has 21 exons. Gene Ontology annotation, molecular function: ubiquitin-protein transferase activity.
GCCAGCAUGCAGCUGGCCUGCACAUACGAACGCCAGAGCACUUUUUUCUAUAGAACAUUAGCGGACAAGUAACUAUUGUAACGCAGCAUCGCGUAGACUACACGAACUUUUUCCUUCUUGUUGAACGACGACGGAUUUCUCCUUUGAGCACACAGCAUCCAUAUUAACUUUCAAGAAGGGCUACUUUGACUCACCUGCUUAAGCUUCUAUAAAGAACACAUCGUUCUGAAUUUGCGUUUCUUGGACCGUUAUGCAUCACCCAAGCAGUGCCUUGGUGAAGUUCAAGUGAAGUGAGACUAUUUCGUUCUGUAACGCGUACUCGUAUACUUUUUAGGAAAGAAAAUGCCAAGUGACUGCUUUCGGAAUAAGACAUUUGAAAGGACGAAAUGCAUCUAAACAUGAGUGAGAACAACUCCCCAGUGGACGACAGGGAACGAGACAGGCUUCCGCCUAUUUUUAAUCAUGGUUUGGAGCGUGGAUCCAAGCAGCCGUGUGCCUCUUAUGGAAACUUCUUCUCCUCCGUGAGUCAAAGGAGAGAAGCAGCCGGCCACGGGCUGUCUCUGCCGAUCAUCCUACCUGCCAUUAGACACGUGAGAGAACUCCCUCCGAUCUGUACGGGCGUCAAACAGAAGCACCGCAUCUCCCUGGACAUUCUGCCCCCUGAAGUUAAAGCCCGCUUCGCCUGCGACCCCAUCAUCCCCCUGCGCACCAAAACUACCAAAGACUUUCAGGAAGACAUAGAGAAGGCCACCCUCUCAGGUGACUGGAGGCACAUCCAUGAUUUUUACUUGACCACGUUCGACUCCUUUUUGGAACUCAACGCAGCCUUUAAGAAAGAGGCGAACGCUCCAUUUAACACAACCGAAGACUCAGGAAUUAACACCAAAUUUGUCAACGCUGUUUACGACGCCAUACUCCAUACACCUCCAGAAACGCAGAAGGCCGUAUUAAAAGGCAUCAUUAAUAGCUUAUUGAAGGAAUGGAAAGGGCCGCGGACAAAAGACGACCUGCGGGCCUAUUUUCUUUUUCCACAGAACCCACAGUACACCAGCACAGCUACGUACGUCAUCUUCGCACACUUACUGAGAAAGAUCAGCAGCCUUGCAGAAGCCGACCACCAUUUCCUUCUGCACUGGUUUAAGAAGCUCUCUCCGAAGCGCUUCAAGCAGCUGGUGGAGCGGCUGCAGCUCUUCAUCAGCACGCGGCUCUUCCCCGCCCGGCCCGAGGAGCUGCCGCCCAUGACCAAGUGCUCGUGGUGGAUCCCCGCCGCCACCAAGGUCCUCUCCCUGCUCAACGCUGCCAACAGCAUCGCCACUCCCCCCAUCCUCCCUUUUACCGACUUUUACAACCUCACGCUGGACCACACCGACUUUAUGGAGGACUAUCGCACCUGGCAGACCCACGGCAACUCCAACCGGUUCUCCUUCUGCCAGUUCCCCUUCAUCCUCUCUGCUGUGGUCAAGAAAGGCAUCCUCCAGAGGGACUCCGAGCAACAGAUGAUCAGCAUGGCCAGGCAAACGCUGGUGGAUAAGGUCUCUCGCAGACAGCGUGUGGACAUGAGUCUGCUCUUCCUCAACAUUAAAGUCAGACGCCUGCAGCUGGUCAGCGACUCUCUGGAUGAGCUCGCAAGAAAGCGGGCGGACCUGAAAAAAAAGCUGAAAGUGACGUUUGUUGGCGAGGCGGGCCUGGACAUGGGCGGCUUGACAAAGGAGUGGUUUCUCCUCCUGAUUCGACAGAUUUUUCACACAGACUACGGCAUGUUUAGGUACGUCAAGGAGUCCCAGUAUCACUGGUUCAGCAACUGGAACUGUGACAACUGCUCCGAGUUUCGCCUGGUCGGAUCCCUGAUGGGUUUGGCCUUGUACAACAGCAUCACGCUGGACAUCCGUUUCCCUCCCUGCGUCUACAAGAAGCUGCUGACCCCUCCCAUUGUGCCUUGCGACCCCGACGCCCCCGUGGGCAUGGCCUCACUCACCCUGGACGACCUGCAGCAGAUCAUGCCGGAUCUUGCUCAUGGUCUGGCAGAACUUCUGAGCUAUGAAGGCAACGUGGAAGAGGAUUUCUACACCACUUUUCAGGUUUUCCAGGAAGAGAUGGGUGUCAUCAAGGCGUAUAAUCUCAAACCUGGCGGCGAUAAGAUUCCUGUGACCAACGUGAAUAGAAAAGAGUACGUCCAGCUUUACAUUGACUUCCUGCUGAAUAAGUCCAUUGAGAAGCCCUUCGCUGCCUUCUACCAUGGAUUCCACAGUGUGUGUGCCUCUGACGCCAUCAUGCUGCUGCGACCGGAGGAGGUGGAGGUGUUGGUGUGUGGAAGCCCCCAUCUGGACAUGGUGUCGCUGCAGAGGGUGGCCCAGUACGAGGGCUACAGCAAGACUGACCCCACCAUCCGAGCAUUCUGGGAUGUGGUUCUGGCGUUCCCUUUGGAGCUGCAGAAACGCCUCCUCCACUUCUGCACAGGAAGUGACCGCGUCCCUGUGGGAGGCAUGGCCGACCUCAACUUCAAGAUCACCAAGCACGACGUCUCAACCGACUGGCUGCCAGUGUCCCAUACCUGUUUCAACCAGAUCUGCCUACCUCCCUACAAAAGCAAGAAAGAACUGCGACAAAAAUUAACCAUUGCCAUCUCCAAUGCUGAGGGCUUUGGCCUGGAGUGAAUUAGAAGUUCAUAGAAGGUCAACAUCAGAAGAUCUCCAGGCACUUCUUUUAAGUCAAUAAACACUAAUAGGUGCGACACAUUUAGUCCUCUUUGAAGGAUAAUGUGUGGUAUGUCCCAGAGGAGACUGAAAGAAUCCCACAUCUCCACAUUCACAACUUUUAUACUAGAGUUUAUUUAAGAGGGUUUUUUUAUUAUUUGUUUUCUGACCUCUGUAAAACCCACAUUUCUCUAGGAGGACAUCAUCGAGCACCAUUGUUUCUGUUACAAAUUGCGUGAUGUAAGAAGUGAUACCUUGAUUUGCUUACAUUUUUAAACCAAGCAAGAAAAUAUCCCCCAAAAAUGUAUUAUCUAACACCUGACAUUUACGGCAGAUAGUGUUGGUUACGUAACAAGUAAACGGAGACUGUUCACACACUGAGGUGCUGUCACUUGUACAGUCAAGGCUCGCAUGGAAUCUGGGUCAGUAGAGGGUUGGUCGGGGUAAAAAAUAACUUUGCUAACAAUCGGUCAGCCUAAAGCUGGCUGUGUCUCUUAAAGGGACACGGCACAUUUUCACUACGCACCUUUGAUCAGCCUUACCUAUAGGCUGGUGUUGGCUAUCGGACACAUACCUUGCCCUUUAAAUGUCACAGUCUGUGUUGUCUUGUUCAUUUGAGCAAAUGAAGAAAUUCAAAGCAUUUUUUUGUGUGUUAUUAAGUGUUAUUAAUGGACCAAGAGAUUUCAUUGCUUUUUGCCUGCUCUUGUUGUACUUGAAGUUGACGACCUUUUAGGUCUUUAAGCCUGAAGGGAUUUUGUAUUUGUUUUUUUUGUGAUACUGUGCUUGUCCUGUGUUUCGCUACGUGAAGUGGGAUCUGCCAGUGGCUUUUGUUGAGAGUAACGCGCUGCCGCCACAACUUCCACACUCCGCUGUCUGACAGAUAAUUCAACCUUGACUGACUGAUCGUCUGUCUGAUCCCUCAACUCAAACAGGUGGUCAGAAAGGUCUGCGGAGUUUUUACAACGACCUUGUUCUGACCUUACUUCAUGUGUCAGGUUCCCCUUCGAGUGUAGUGCUGUGAGUCACUACAGCUCACAGCCACAUGGUACUUCAGUGGAGAUGUGCGCAGUACACACACCAAGGCCAUGAUAGCUCCAGACUUCUAUAAUGAUAACUAUUGAUAACUAGCCUCGGCUUUGCACAUAUCGUUAGCUGACCUCAAGGACCCUUUGUUCCAGCGCCGUGCCUAUAGAUUAUCUUUGGUUCCGUGUCACCGUGGCAACAGAACGCCACACAAACUCUGUGCCCAACAAAAAGAGGCCUUGUCGAGAUGGCCAGGCUCGACGCAGAAGACUGAAUACCGUUGUAUUUGCCAUGUAUUUAUUUUGACGUGAACGCCUUUUAAAACGUGCUGAAUAAAAGUGCUUUGCGGUGCAAAGGAGUCUUGA